AUGUUCGCUCGUAAAGUAAAGUCAGCAGAUUUUACAGCAUCGUUGCAGCGCUUUGCCGAUCUUCACCGUGAUUGUGCGUCACGGACCAAACAUCUCAAACUUGCUCUCGAUGCCCUUUGCAUCAAGGACAAGAGACAGUUCAUGGAAGAUUAUAGUUUUGAAACUUUCCAUCUGGUAGAUGAAUUGUUACUACAAGCCGAUCUUACACAAACUGCUCAGUCGGUUCUUGAAGUUGAAUCAGCUUUGUGGACGCUCGAACAGCUACUGUGUCUUGCACCAGGAUUAGUUGGCAGUGGCUGGCAAAAGCAUGCCAUCGAAUAUGUCUUGAAAAAGGCUCUGUUUCCACAUAAUUUGCUAGUCGUAAGGAAAAUUGCGCUGCGUCUAUUUAUUAUUUGGUAUCAGAGUUUGGCAAUUUACAGCAAUAGUAAUUCGCAGUUAGAUACCGUUUUUCAAUGCCUUCUUCCGCAUUUCCCAUUAAGGAAUAGUUUGCCUACUGAAAGCAUUUUACACACUUAUUGUCAGUCGACCGCUAAUAUCGCGGGACCAGGACCCAUCCGCCAUUCACCGCUUGUUAGUAAUACGAACAAUACCGCACCAAGUCCGAAGGAAAGAGCACAAUUACUUCAGGUGUAUCUGGAUAAGUUUCUUGAAUAUUGCACAAGAGAAACGGUUCGAAUUGAAUGGAAUGAUGAAAAUAUUCGUCUGGAGUGUGCAAAAUUUAUUUUGGAUCGUGUGAUUGUCCUUUAUAUUUAUGAAAUAUUUCCUGAUAUAGAAACUAAUGGUGUAGAUAUUUAUGGUGGAUGGGAGGGUGGCGAAGGACAGAUGGAUAUUCGCGAUACCGCCGACCCUAUAGUAAUUGCACGAUAUUGGCUUAUUAGGUGGAUGGCGACGGUUGCGCUUACAACUAAUAAUGAUUUAGCUGUGACGGGUCAGCUGCUAUAUCGCAAAGCUUUGUUUUCCAGUCGUAAAGCAACGAAUACACUUUUAACACUUUUAAAAGAAGCUGUAAUGUUACCAUUACCGUGCUCGAAUGUUAUUCAUAAAGUUUUUUCUUUGAUCAAUACAUGGUUGUUACAGCGAAAUCUACCUCCUUUUAUUGGUCAAGAAGGAAUUGCAAUUGAAUCAUUAUCACUUUUGCUCAUUCAUUUUCUUACUUCAUUUUUUCACAGUCCAUACUUACCGGUAGCUGGUGAACGCUUGUCGUCUGCCAUUUCUUUGACGCAGAGUUUACUGCAAACCACUCGUGAUCUCUCCAACCCUUCAACUUCUUUGCAAAAUUCACUGUCAACUAGAGUAUGGUGUGAACUUAUCAGGAGUCUUGCAGCCGGUGUACGCAACGUUACUUCCAGAUCUGACGCUUAUGGACGUGCAACUUCUGGUGCUCUAGCGCAAAACCUACUUGGUGUUAUUGUUUUUGUUCGAGCAAUAAGUGGUAUUGAAAUCGAAGAAAGAGUGUGGGAUGAUGUGCUGGCUGUGUUCCAGUCUGGUUGUUGGAUGCAAAUGAUUGAACAGUGGAGCCGAGUAGUCGGUAGUGUUACACGUGCGCUUAUCCUGAAUCUUUUUGAGGUUGAUGUUGCUCCACCUACUCAAUCGACUUCUCACCAAAUAGUCAAAAGAGUGAAAAGUAAUGAAACGACAAGUACUCAAGAAGAUGGAAAUGCAGAAUUUUCGGAAGAAACUCGAUCCGAAAACGAUAAUUCUGUUGAGGACGAAAAUGCGCAAUUCACUUCAGUGGUGCAGUCUACUGGUGACACAGUAGUGUGGUUGAGAGUGUGGAUGCGAAUUGUUAAUUUGGUCUCUCCGUUGCAUGCUGCUCAUUCAUAUCUUGCUGUUCAGACUAUUUCGAAGACCAUCAACACUUUGCUUCGACUAAGUGGUACUGAUGCACUAAUACAUUGGAUUUGUACCCGGCUUUUACUUCUUCCACCUUCCGGGCAGGCUCACUGUUUACCCGCGUACUGUGCUGUUCUUUCAACUGUCAAUCCUCCACCCCUUAUUGAGGCUCACAUCCUACUUGCUCUAGGCAGAGCGAUUGUUUCCGAACGUGUUACUGUUGUCCUGGAAUAUAUGCCAUCUAUGUCGAAAGAUUAUCUUACUGUAUUGGCACGUCCAGCUCUUAACUCACUCACCCAACUCAUUAAACAGUCCAAUUUUUCACCAAGAAGUGUGCAGGUGGCCGCACUUCUUUCACCAGACCAUGCUGUGGGUGAAACGCUGCUACUUAAUCUGUUAGCGAUGAAUUCGAGUGAGGUGCCGCUGCAAUCCUACUCAUUAGCAUUGCAUGCUCUGGCACUCCUAAUCAUCGAGCGCGCUGAUACGAAAUUAAUGACCGAAGUGAUGAAUCGUGUUUGUAUGCUGAAAACUUCCAGUUUACUUCAUAUGUUCUGUACUGAUUUGAAUCAGUUAAAACAGCUCGGCUUGCGCGACAAAUUAGCCGCUGUCUUGCAGCAGGCACUCGAUUUUAUGAAGGAUGAUCGCUUAGCUGAUGAAUUGCUGUGGCAAAGCGUAUCAACUAGCUUAAUGGAUUGUCAACUUAGACGUUCAUUGCUGGAACGCGUGGUGAAUGGUAGAAGGCUUUGUUUGGAAGGAUUCUUGCUUACGUAUUAUCGGCAAUUUCCAUUACCGUCGUUUACGUUAGCUCACUGUAACUCAGUGGAAAAUACUACCGGAAACUCUCACUAUGAUGCGUUAACAGCAGGACGUGUUUUUUUUGACCAAGGAAGAGCUAUUCUAAGUGUUGAUAUAGACAACGGCGUACGUGUGACAAGUCGAACGCCAGUUGGAAAACACUGUUGGUGUUUUACGCAAGAACGUACGAUUAGGCGUCAGAUGAAUUGCGUUAAUAAUUGGCUGCGGAAGUUAGCACUACGACCGAAGAUCUUGUUAGAAAUGACAAGCAGUAAAGGAGUAGUUGAAGAUCCAUUCGAAAUGUUGCCGCAAUUACCACGGACAUUGCAAGCGGAUCCAAUUGAAUGUAACGAAAUGUAUUUCUUCAUUCAACAGAAUAGGCGCUUAACAACGAGUAUAUCUGCUUCGCGUCAUCCAAAAACAACUCAAUGUUCGCCACGGGUAUUAAAUGAAGAGAAAUUUGUCUUGUGGCGCACGCUUGCUGCUGAUUUGCGGUUAUUCCCAGGCACGCGACAGAUUUCAUCCAGUUUCAACCGCGAUAUCCGACAUCUCGAUCACACUUAUUCUCGAGAGGUGCAUAAAGUGGCUAUUAUCUACGUUGCUAAAGGACAAGAAGACAAAGUCUCAGUACUUUCUAAUAGUUGUGGUUCAGUAGCAUUCAAUGAAUUCAUUUUACGUUUGGGUUGGCAAGUGCAAAUAGGUCAUCAACAUUACGGAUAUAGUGGUGGCCUGCCAAGUGGUGUAAGUGCUCCAUAUUAUGCAUCUGCUGAUACAGAAAUUAUUUUCCAUGUCAGUACUAUGCUCGAUGGAGAUAUUACUCAGAAAUUGAAGCAUUUGGGUAACGAUGAAGUGCAUGUAGUGUGGAGUGAGAACGAUCGUCCGUAUCGUCGUGAUACCAUUGCGACACGAUUUUGUGAUAUACUUAUCAUCCUUUAUCGAAUGUCACAUUACCUAUUUCGGGUUCAAAUUGAAACGCAGCGACCGCUCGAAUUUGGGCCACUUUUUGACGGAGCUCAUAUCCAUAUUUGCAUGCUACCACAUCUAGUUCGUGAUACUGUUGUAAACGCAUCCCGAGCAUAUCGGUUAUCCCAACAAGACUAUGCGCGACCGCUGGAACAUCGCGAAAAAGUAUUCGAAGAAACGCGACGUCAUCUGCAUGUUCCAUCCCCUUCCCUUUCAAUUUCUCAAACAUUUGCUCUUUCACUGAAUUCAUAUUCAUUCUGA
Brugia pahangi is the source of this 3852-nucleotide messenger RNA. Lineage: Eukaryota; Metazoa; Nematoda; Chromadorea; Rhabditida; Onchocercidae. The record is from the annotation of a GenBank genome assembly.